Messenger RNA from Pelobates cultripes (western spadefoot toad), 342 nucleotides. Lineage: Eukaryota; Metazoa; Chordata; Amphibia; Anura; Pelobatidae. The record is from the annotation of a GenBank genome assembly.
AUGAGAGGAUGGAUCCAAUGGGCCAUAUGUUUGAUAGGCAACGCUAACACCGCGUUGGCCACCGAACGGCGUAAAGCCAUCCUGAUGAAAAUUGAGCCUAAACUGCUCAAUCUGGCAAUAUCUGAGCCUGGCACACAGCCAAAAGGUCUUCUGUUCGGAGAUGAUUUUGUUAAAGACCUGGGCAAAUAUGUCAGUAUCUUCACGGCACUAGACAAAGCACAAAUAAAUAUGAAACGUGUUCUCUCAGAAGGUUUUCGGUGGGGCUGGCAAACAUCAGAGCCGUCUGUCCGGCUGCUCCUCCUGGAGUUCGUACUGGGGCUAUCGGGGCUCUACCACAUCUAG